This is a messenger RNA of Schistosoma turkestanicum, 2588 nucleotides long. NCBI's taxonomy places the organism in Eukaryota, Metazoa, Platyhelminthes, Trematoda, Strigeidida, Schistosomatidae. The record is from the annotation of a GenBank genome assembly.
AUGGAGAGGUUACAACAAUUAUUAAAACAACAAUCAUUGACACAACAACAUCAACAACAACCACAACAAAUGUUAAAUCACUCGCCUAAUUCUCAAAAUUUUCAAAGUCUUCAAAAUUCACAUGAAGAUCUUGUUAAUGGUGGAGGCGAUGACGAAGAUGAUACGUCAUUACAAGAAUUUUCAAGACCUAAUGAUAAUCACAGACAACAACAACACCAACAACAGCCACAACAAUCACGUCAAUCCGUACCUCAUAUAACACUUCCACAACCACAACAACAGAUUCAACAAAAAACAAUUCAUUUACCACAACAAACACCUCCACCUAUGUAUCAGUCAACUUUUUCUCCACUAGAACAACAACAACCAAGCCGAUCAGAGUUUUCACUUCGUCAUCAGUCACAAACACAACAGCAACAAGCAUCAGAAGAACAAUCAUUGUCAUCAUCGUUACAACAUACUCAGCAACAGCCACAACAAGAACAAAUGACCAGUCAUUUAUUCAAUCGAAAAUUUCGUCAAUCAUGGCGUAACAUCACACCAGAUAAAUUACCAAUAAAAGAAUUGAAAAAAGCAACUAAAUUACAAGAGAAUGACAUCAGUUCACAAGGUGAUGAUUAUGAAGAAGAUGAGAUGACAGAAGAUGAUAUUUAUAAAUUGCAUGAAGAAUUAGAAAAUGCACGAGCACAGAAUAUUGAAAUGAAAACAGCGCUUACUGAAGCGCGUACUAUCAUUGAUCAACAGCAAAAUCAAUUGACAGAAUUUCGACGAUGUGCUGCACAAUAUCAAACUGAUGCUGAAGCAUUUAAAAUGAAAAGUAUGUUUUUAUUAAAUAAUUCACAAACACAUGAUGAACAAGUUAGUAUACUGAUUAAUGCAUGUGAACGUUUAGAAGCUGAAAUUGAUGCACUCACUUGGCAAUUAGAUCAAACUAAACAAUCAUUAGAAUUAAAAACACAAGAAUGUCAUUUUCUCAAUGAACAAUUAGAUGAAAUACAAUUGAAUGGUAGUUAUCAUAGUCCUUUAAUGUUGCCUACAGAUGAUCAUCAGCAUCAGCAUCAUCAUAUACAACAAAAUCAUUUAAAUGGUGUCCAUGAAGUGGAUAAAUUCAAAACUUCGACAGAUCAAUUUAAUUCCAUGUUAAGUACAGAAUAUAAAUCAUUAACAGGUGGACAACAUAGUCAACCAUUACAAAGGAAUACUAUUUCAUCAGAAUUAAAUAUAAGCAGUGCACAAGAUUAUACUACUGGAAAUCAAAGAGAAUUACAAAAACUACGUGAACAAAUUAUGAAUUAUGAAGAAAAAGAAAAACAAUGGGAAGAAACACAUGAAGAAUUAUUACAAAGACAAAAAUUAUUAGAAGAAGAGAAACGACAACAAGAUUUAGUCAUAGGACGUUUAGCUAAUGAACAAGCAACUAAAACAAAUGUUAAACCAUUAGAGAAUAAUCCCACUGAACAGCAACAACACCAACCACACGAUGAAAUUCCAGCUGAAAUUAUAGCUAAAUUACAUAAUUUACAUGAAGAGAAAACAACCUGGAAAUUGUAUGCAUCAAGUUUAGUACGUAGUUUUGUUGAGAAUUGUGAUGAGUUUAUACGUAAAACAUCCUAUAAUGAACCAUAUUUUGAAAGUGACGGUGAACGUCGUUGGUACACAUAUUCAAUGCAUUUGCUUGAAAAUCUACUCAAUGUUGCACCUUAUCUAUUAUCGAAAACUGAUUUAGACUUAUUAAAACGUACUACCGAUUCUACAACAAAUUAUCCAUUUAAUCAAACAAUGGGAUUAAUAAAUGAACCGCAAUUAUUGACUUCAUCGGAUUUUCCAUCACAAGUUCAAUUACGUAAUAAUAAUCAUAAUUCACAACAAUCACGUGAAUCCAUACAACAACAGAAUCCAUUUUUACAAGGAUAUGAACCAUAUAAUAAUCGUAAAUCGAAACAAUCCUAUCAACAACGUGCAGCUCGGGUAGCAUCGAAACCGUUGACAUAUUUUCAACGUAAUAAAAAGUAAAUAUCUUUUAUUAUUUUUUGAUGAAAAUAAUUGAAAUACCAUUUCUAACUACUAUUCCGAAAUAUCAUUACUUACUUAGCUUAGCUUACUUACUUACGCCUGUUACCCCCACACUGGAGUAUAGGCCGCCCACCAGUAGCAUUCUCCAACCAACUAACUCUGUCCUGGGCUUCCCUUACCAGUUCUGUCCAGUUUUUUGUUCAUUCCCACCCAUAUCUUUCUCUAUUCCUCGGCGUAAUUUGUGCCUUGACCUUCCUUCCUGUUUUCUUUUGGCCUUGACGAAAUAUCAUCAUUAAAUACGUAUAAAAUUGUAUAUAAAUUUUAUUCAAUGAACCCAAUUAAAAAAAUAAUGAUGAGAAAUACUAAUACUACGUAUAAAUGUGUACAUAAUUGAACUUUCAAUUGCUGUCAAGUAAACUACAUUAUGUUUGUUUGAUAUAAUGUUUUAACGACUAUCUAUAGACGGACAUUUUUUUGACCAGUUUAUUAUGUAUUUUACUGAAAACAAAAUUCCAAUUCAUCAUCUUAUGUAUUUAAUUAUUAUUCCUACUUUUGUUAAACAUCUUUUUUUUGUU